AUGGAGAUGAAAUUACAGGCAGCAGGGAACCUGCAGCAGGCCAUUUUAUCAGAGCUGGAGAUGCACUUUGACUACUUUUAUAGUGUUCAUGAUCGUUCUUCCAUCUUCUGUAUCAUGAAUAUUCAGUUUGAAAUACCUUUUAAUGACAAGGACCCAUGGACUUACUCUACUGAUGACACAAUUCCUAAAAAUUCUCAGAUAAAUACUUGCUUGACAGUUAAUGAUUCUGAAAACCAUGCACAUCCAAAGAUUUUUGAUAAGUACUCAAAGACUUCUUUGCACCAACAUGACCAUAUCAAAGAGAAGCAUUGGACAAACAAUCAAAAAGACCAAAUUCAUUAUGAAUUCUCAAACUGUACUCAGUAUAAUGGAACUAAUACUCAAGAUAUUUAUGAGAGACAAACAGAUGAUGCAUAUAUGAAGGUCACAAUUGAAUCCUCACAUCUAGAGAUGAAUAAUAUAAAGCACAGUGGAACAAAAUUUUGCCAGGUUAAAGACUGUGAUGAGUUUUUUGAUAUUAAUUCAAAUAUAACUGAAAAUGAUUCAAGUCACACUGCAGAAGAGAAACCAUACAGAUGUAAUGUGUGUGGAAAGUCCUAUAACAAACUCUCAUACCUUCACAUUCAUCACCAAAUCUAUACUAGAGAGAAACCUUAUAUAUGUGAUGAAUGUGAAAAGUACUUUGUCCAGUCCUCCAAUCUUCAAUGUCACAAGAGAAUCCAUAUUGGAGAAAAGCCUUAUAAAUGUGAUGAAUGUGGAAAGUGCUUUAGGCAUGGCUCAACUCUUUGUGUUCAUUGGAGAAUCCAUACUGGAGAGAAACCUUAUAAAUGUGAUGAAUGUGGAAAGUCCUUUGUCUGGUCCUACAAACUUCAAUGUCAUUGGAAAAUCCAUACUGGAAAGAAACCUUAUAAAUGUGAUAAAUGUGGAAAGUCCUUUGUCCAGUCCUCCAAACUUCAAUGUCAUAGGAAAAUCCAUACUGGAGUGAAACCUUUUAAAUGUGAUGAAUGUGGAAAAUCCUUUGUCCAAUCCUCUAAACUUCAAUGUCAUAGGAGAAUCCAUACUGGAGAGAAACCUUAUAAAUGUGAUGAAUGUGGAAAGUGCUUUAGAAUUGUCUCAUCUCUUCAUGUUCAUCACAAAAUUCAUACUGGAGAGAAAUCUUAUAAAUGUGAUGAGUGUGGAAUGUCCUUUGUCCAAUCCUAUAAACUUCAAUGUCAUAGGAGAAUCCAUACUGGAGAGAAACCUUAUAAAUGUGAUGAAUGUGGAAAGUGCUUUAGAAUUUUCUCAUCUCUUCAUGUUCAUCACAAAAUCCAUACUGGAGAGAAACCUUAUAAAUGUGAUAAAUGUGGAAAGUCCUUUAUCCAGUCCUCCAAUCUUCAAUGCCAUAGGAAAAUCCAUACUGGAGAGAAACCUUAUAAAUGUGAUGAAUGUGGAAAGUCCUUUGUCCAAUCCUCUAAACUUCAAUGUCAUAGGAGAAUCCAUACUGGAGAAAAACCUUAUAAGUGUGAUGAAUGUGGAAAGUGCUUUAGAGUUGUCUCAUCUCUUCAUGUUCAUCAGAGAAUCCAUACUGGAAAGAAACCUUAUAAAUGUAAUGAAUGUGGAAAGUACUUUGCCCAAUCAUCCAAUCUUCAACGUCAAAAGAGAAUCCAUACUGGAGAGAAACCUUAUAAAUGUAAUGAAUGUGGAAAGUCCUUUGUCCAUUCAUCUAAUCUUCAACGUCACAAGAGAAUCCAUACUGGAGAAAAGCCUUAUAAAUGUGAUGAAUGUGGAAAGUCCUUUGUCCAGUCCUCCAAUCUUCAAUAUCACAAGAGAAUCCAUAUUAAAGAAAAGCCUUAUAAAUGUGAAGAAUGUGAAAAAUUCUUUAGGGAUGGCUCAUCUCUUUGUGCUCAUCAGAGAAUCCAUAAUGGAGAGAAACCGUAUAAAUGUAAUGAAUGUGGAAAAUCCUUUGUCCAGUCCUCCAAACUUCAAUACCAUAGAAGAAUCCAUGCUGGAGAGAAGCCUUAUAAAUGUAAUGACUGUGGAAAGUGCUUUAGAGAUGACUCAUCUCUUCAUGUUGACAGAGUCCAUACUGGGGAGAAACCUUAUAAAUGUGAUGACUGUGGAAAGUCUUUUGUCCAGUCCUCCAAUCUUCAAUGUCAUAGGAGAAUCCAUACUGGAGAGAAACAUUAUAAGUGUGAUGAAUGUGGAAAGUGCUUUAUGCAUGGCUCUUCUCUUCAUGUUCAUCAUAGAAUCCAUACUGGAGAGAAACUUCACAAAUAUGAAGAAUGUGGAAAAUGA
Messenger RNA from Peromyscus californicus insignis, 2274 nucleotides. RefSeq names its product zinc finger protein 665-like. Gene Ontology annotation, biological process: regulation of transcription by RNA polymerase II. Lineage: Eukaryota; Metazoa; Chordata; Mammalia; Rodentia; Cricetidae. The record is from RefSeq and is a predicted model, not a curated record. Gene Ontology annotation, molecular function: RNA polymerase II cis-regulatory region sequence-specific DNA binding; DNA-binding transcription factor activity.